AUGAGUCGCGUUGUGUUUGUCGGCAAUAUACCUUAUAAUUUUGCAGAGGAACAACUCGUCCAGAUCUUCAGUAGUGUAGGCACCGUCACUGGUUUCCGGCUGGUGUUUGAUAGAGAAACCGGAAAACCCAAAGGUUACGGCUUUUGCGAAUACCUGGACCACGAAACAGCACAAUCUGCCGUACGAAACCUCAACGGCAAGGAAGUUGGAGGUCGUCCAUUGAGAAUAGAUCUUGCAGACUCUGUUCCUCAUCUCGAAGGUCGCACCACAUCACUGGGUGAACUACUCGACGAUGAGAGGAACCGUCCACCUUCUCCUGUAGAGGUGAUGCUCAACAGUCUACCGCCUGGCAUCCCAGUACCUCCCGGAAAAUCAUCAUUAGACAUGAUCACCGAUACAGUUGUCGGAGUCGGUCAAGGCGCACUUUUCGAGACAGUCUUUGAGCUUAAGGCUUUCAUUUCCCAGCAGCCGGAACUUGCCAGAGCACUCUUGGCGGCAAAUCCCCAGCUAGCUUCUGCUCUCAUACAGGGACUUAUCAUUCAUAAUGUCCUUGAUGGCGGUGUGAUCACAAGAAUCACAGAAGUAGCCCCACGACCUCCCGCUCCUCCUGCUCCUUCCAUGCAACCUGCUCCUCCUGCACCAUGGCCUCCUAGUUAUAAUAGUUUCCCACCGGCGGCAGCUCUAGCGCAACCAACACCAGCACCUCCGGCACCCACCACCGUAGUCAAUUCCGCACUUGACCCUCAACAACAGGCCAUACUUUUGCAGGUCUUAAAAAUGACUCCUGAGCAAAUCAAUGCUAUGCCGGCAGGUGAGAGGGAGGCAAUUCUGCAACUGCGCAAGCAACUUCUUCCAGGCUCAUAA
This is a messenger RNA of Serendipita indica DSM 11827, 864 nucleotides long. The record is from the annotation of a GenBank genome assembly. NCBI's taxonomy places the organism in Eukaryota, Fungi, Basidiomycota, Agaricomycetes, Sebacinales, Serendipitaceae.